AUGGCCGGUCUCCUAUCUGAAGAUAGUCGGAGAGAUCUUGUUCGUCCCGUUUUGAGUGGACUGAUUGAUGACAAGAGUUGGCGUGUACGGUUUAUGGUAGCAGAGAAGCUUACGGAGAUCCAAGAUGCAAUUGGUGAGGAAAUGACGAUGUCGGAGCUGGUGCCAGCGUUUACCAAUCUGCUAAAAGAUCCGGAAGGUGAAGUCCGUGGUGCUGCGGCACAGAAACUCAACAGUGCGUUUACAUUAAUUGAUUUUUUAUUGGUUCCAAGCCUUAGAUUAGCUUUAGCAGAGAAACAUCAUCGCUUACAACUCCAUUUCGUUGAUCAUAGCAUUACAGCAUUUUGUGCGAAUCUGAAGAAAAGCGCGAGAGAAUCUGCAAUCUUGAAUAAUAUCUUACCCGUUGUCAAGGAGUUAGUCACCGAUCCAAAUCAGCAUGUAAAAACUGAGCUUGCUGGUGUCAUCAUGGGUCUCGCUCCUCUUGUUGGGAAGGAAAACACGAUAUCGCAGUUGUUACCUAUAUACAUGCAAUUACUGAAAGACAGCACGGCUGAAGUUCGACUGAAUAUCAUAAGCAGCCUUGAUAAGGUGAAUGACGUCAUAGGAGCCUCUCAACUUUCACAGUCACUUUUGCCAGCCAUCGUCGAACUAGCCGAAGAUGGCAAAUGGCGCGUGAGAUUAGCUAUCGUGCAGUUUAUGCCCUUGCUUGCAGCACAAUUGGGUCAGCAAUUUUUCGACGAAAAAAUGUUGCCAUUGUGUCUCAAUUGGCUAUGCGAUCACGUGUAUGCGAUCCGAGAAGCUGCCACCAUGAUUCUGACUGAACUUGCUGGGAAGUUUGGCGGAGAAUGGGCGACAAAAAAUAUUAUGCCCAAGGUUCUUACUCUAUCCAAGGAUCUCAACUACUUACAUCGUAUGACUUGCCUGUUCUGUUUGAAUUCUCUUGCCGAAGCUGUGGGAGCGGAGCAGACUGCGAAAGAAAUCAUGCCAGUUAUUAAAGAGGUAUGUUUUUGGCAGUGAGC
Molecule: messenger RNA, 1016 nt
Organism: Cylicostephanus goldi
Lineage: Eukaryota; Metazoa; Nematoda; Chromadorea; Rhabditida; Strongylidae
Source: the annotation of a GenBank genome assembly